This is a messenger RNA of Penicillium antarcticum, 1308 nucleotides long. RefSeq names its product NAD(P)/FAD-dependent oxidoreductase. The transcript is spliced from 2 exons. The record is from RefSeq and is a predicted model, not a curated record. Lineage: Eukaryota; Fungi; Ascomycota; Eurotiomycetes; Eurotiales; Aspergillaceae. Bases 1 to 1308 code for a protein of 435 amino acids. Gene Ontology annotation, molecular function: flavin adenine dinucleotide binding; saccharopine oxidase activity; sarcosine oxidase activity.
AUGGGAGUUUCCAAAUCUGAGCCGGUCAUCAUCGUUGGCGGAGGAGCCUUCGGCCUCUCAACCGCUCUACAUCUGACUCGCGAUGGCUACACAAACGUGUCAGUCUACGAGAAAGACGAUCAUAUUCCUCCUCGGUCCUCAGCUGCCAAUGAUCUGAACAAGAUUGUUCGCGCGGAGUAUGAGGAUCCCUUCUAUACCGAUCUGACAAUUAAAGCGAUUGCUGCGUGGAAAACUCCCCUCUUCGCCCCUUACUUCCACCAAACCGGCUUCCUCCACUGCGUAUCCGGUGACGCGCCCCAAAAAGCCAUCGAGACUCUGAACCGUUUCCGCGGUGCAGCAGAAGGAAAUGCCCAGAUCAAGCCGCACGUCGUCCCACUCAAAGGCGACAAAGACAUCCGCGAAGCAUGCUGGCAGCUCAACGGCCCAUUGACCGGCUGGAACGGCUAUCUCAACCGCUUCGACGGAUACGCGCACUCAGGCAACGCCUUGGCAGCCGUAUACCGCGCAGCCCAAGCAGCCGGGGUCCGCUUCUACCUUGGCGAACGCGGCGCAGUAGACGAGAUCGUCUACGUGUCCACGCUGAAGGGCCGCAAGAGCUCAGGCAUCCGCACAAAAGACGGCAAAUUCCACCCGUCGUCGCUGGUAAUUGUUGCAGCAGGCGGUGCUGUCGGACGCCUUGUUCCAGAGCUUGGAACGAACGUUGUUGCCAAAUCGUGGUCUGUUGCACAUGUCCACCUGACAGAUGAGGAGACAUCCAUGUUGCGCAAUAUCCCUGUAACCUACGCUCGCGACCUUGGCUUCCUCUUCGAGCCUGAUCCCGAGACGAACCUCUUGAAGAUUUGUCCUAUGGGAGGUGGGUAUAUUAAUACAGACGCCAAGAGUGGAGUUUCGCAUAUGCCUUCGUCGUUGGAGGAGAGUGCGUUCAUUCCGGAGCAUGAUGAGAAGCAGAUGAGGAAGUUGCUUGCUCAUACGCUCCCGGCGCUGAAGGAUCGGCCGCUGGUUAAGCGGUCGCUUUGUUGGUUUGCUGAUACUGAUGAUUCGGACUUUAUUAUUGAUUAUUUGCCCGAGACUUCGGAUUCGGUGGUUGUUCUUUCGGGUGAUUCUGGGCAUGGGUUUAAGAUGUUCCCUAUCUUUGGGUCUUGGGUUAGGGGGUUGUUGGGUGCUGGACAGCAGCACAUUAAGAGGUGGAAGUGGAAGCAGCCUAAGCCUGCUGGCGAGAAAGGGAAUUGGGGCGGUGAUGUGAGUUGGAGAAUUGGGGAGUCGAAGGAGCUUGCUGAGAUUCGCCCGGGUAGAUCGUCUAAGCUUUAG